Molecule: messenger RNA, 4882 nt
Organism: Ficedula albicollis (Collared flycatcher)
Lineage: Eukaryota; Metazoa; Chordata; Aves; Passeriformes; Muscicapidae
Gene: STARD13
Product: StAR related lipid transfer domain containing 13
Exons: 19
Coding region: 271-4581 (1436 amino acids)
Biological process (GO): regulation of Rho protein signal transduction; actin cytoskeleton organization; signal transduction
Molecular function (GO): protein binding; GTPase activator activity; lipid binding
Source: RefSeq, a predicted model, not a curated record
AUAUUUUUAUGCAAGAAAACAAAACCAGGAUAUCUGAUGGACUGUGUUAUCUCCACAGACAGCUUGGAGCUACAGAUGCAAGGCGAGAAGUUUUAUGCUUGAACUUCAAAACUGAAUGGAAAGGAUUCAGAUGUUUUGUAUGAGAAUACAAGCAUUGAUAAUGACUGUGUGAUCAUGGUUUUGGAAAACUAAGAAUACAUUUCCUGGCUACACUUGCAGAUUUAUAUUUCUUAAGUAAAGCAAGAAUGAAGUAAUUUUGGUCUCUGAUGGAUGAAACCAAUUGGAAUGGAAUCUAACAUCUAUGAAGAAGAACAGGGGUCACCUUAUCUUACAUCUGCCGAGUGCCUGGAAACUCCAAAGGAAGCCAAGUAUGAAGAAUACCAAAGAAAGAGAGAAAAUCAGCCAAGUCCAUAUGAAUUUCAGAACGUGUUAAUGGAACCUGAGCUGAGCUUGCUGCCAGUGUCAUCAUUAUUGGACCACAAUGAGACAUCCUUACAACUUGGCAUGGCUUCAGGGCGUGCCAGUGCCAUCAACCAGCCCCAGACAAAGCACCUUUCUGAAGAAUUAUCCUGUUCUACAAAGCACACGUCAAAGGAAGACCCUUUAAACCUUCCCAUGCACACAGAAUGGCCAGUCCUCACAGGAAAAACUUCUGACAAGAAACCUGAAGCAAAUUAUGAGAUCAGAGUCAUAAAACACAAACCAUGUGCUAUCACAUUUUCUGAUUUCGAAUUUUUAUCACAUGAAGCUGACACUAAGCUCCAUAUUUGUGAGGCAGGAGAAGCAAAUGAUUUUUCUUCUGAAGAGGAAGAAGCAGAUAACAGAGGUGAUGAUGAUACAUUUACAGAACUGCCACUGUAUGAGGCAUUUUUCAAAGGUCUUCAAAGAAAGAGUGUUUCUCAAAGAAAGCAAGCUAAACAUGAACUUAUUAAAUAUCAGCACAUCUGUCAUUUAGAAGACUGCAAUAAUCAUUCCAAAAAGGCACUGAAGGACCAUGACAAGGAAGAAAAACACAUGGAGCUGGAGACCCAACCAGAAAAAGAAUCUGAAUGGCCAGACUCUAUGUCAUGGCUUAUGAAGAAACUGGAACAGUUGAACUUAGAUAUUGAAGAAGCUCUGAGUGCUGGAUCUUCUCCCUCCAGUACUCCUUGUAAAAGGCACAAGCAACUGUCCCCUGUUCAAGUAGAGACAGACCUUUAUGGAGAUCAUGAAGAAAAACGAUGUUGGACAAACAGAAGAGGAGACUACCAGGAUCUAAAUUGUUUACCUUACCAAGUGUCAACUGGAGCACGACCUAAAACUGAUAUGCUGUUUCAGAGGCUGUGCAAGGAAAAAGCAGGAUGCAGCAUGAGCCAGUGGCUCCCUGGGGACUGGGGCAGACACAGGAACAGAGAAAUCGAAGCAAAGGAAGCGUGUGACUGGUUACGUGCAGCUGGAUUUCCCCAAUAUGCUCAGUUCUAUGAGGACUCCCGGUUUCCCAUUGACAUUGCUGCUGUAAAGAAAGAUCAUGAUUUUCUUGACAAGGACCUUGUAGAACCUCUUUGCAGACGACUGAACACACUGAACAAGUGCGCCUCAAUGAAACUCGAUGUGAACUUCCAAAGAAAAAAGAGUGAAGACUCAGAUGAAGAAGACCUCUGUGCUAUCAGUAAUAAAUGGACUUUCCAAAGAACCAGCAGACGAUGGUCUCGGGUGGACGACAUUGACGCUUUGCUUCACCGCUCUGACAGACAUGGCUCUUCUGGGGACAUUAAAAUGAAAAACACGACAAGCAGUGAGAGCGUCCUUACAGACCUGAGCGAGCCUGAGGUCUCAUCGAUCCACAGCGAGAGCAGUGGGGGCAGUGACAACAGGAGUCAGUCUGGCACCAGCAGCGCUGCCAGGGAGACCUGCGACUGCUCUGCCCAUCAUGAUGUGGAAAGCACCCUGCUGCAGGACUCCACUGCAAUAAACACCGCCCUGUCCCCCAAGGACGGCCUGAAGAAUGAAAAUCCAACACGAGCCAGAGCGAAAACCUUUCUAAAACGCAUGGAGACACUAAAAGCAAAGGCUGUGCAUGGAAAACCAAAAGGCUCAGGAAGAACAGGUCCUUUGGAGAUCAGUGGACCGGUUCUCCAGUUUGAGCCGAAAUCCUUGAAAGACAUGCACUGUGUUCAGAUAGUCAAUGGCGAUCUCCAAAAUCUGGGGCAGGAUUCAGUCAAAAGAGGGCUUCCCUUUUCUGCCAAAUCCAGCAGUGACAGCAGUCAGUCCGAAAACAGCAGCAGUGGGGUGAGCACGCCGUGUUUGAAGGAGCGCAAAUGCCAUGAAGCAAACAAGAGAGGUGGGAUGUACCUGGAGGACCUGGAUGUUCUGGCAGGAACGGCCUUACGGCAAGUGGUGGACCAAAACCGCAAAAAUGAAUUUCAUUCCCAAGAGAACUUGGUUGUGCACAUUCCCAAGGAUCACAAGCCAGGGACCUUCCCAAAGGCACUUUCCAUCGAAAGCCUCUCACCUACAGACAACAGUAACAGUGUAAACUGGAGGACAGGCAGCAUCUCUUUGGGAAAGCAGAACUGCUCUACUCCAAAGGAAUCCGGACUGAUGGCUUGCUGCCCUAAAGAGAGCAGAAUUAGUAUUUAUGACAAUGUGCCAGGUUCCCACUUGUAUGCUAGUACUGGGGACCUCCUGGACAUAGAGAAAGAGGUCCUUUUUCCUCAGUUAGAUGACAUUUUGCAGCAUGUCAAUGGACUGCAGGAGGUGGUAGAUGGCUGGUCCAAGAAGGUGUUGCCAGUUCUGCCGGUUGGUGAUGUGUCAGCCAGGGAAUCCCCAUCACUGCCUUUCCAGUCGCCUACGCAGAUCACUCUCGAUUUUGAAGGACACUCUGUGUCUGAUGGCCGGACCACCCCGAGCGACAUGGACAGAGAUGGAACAUCCCUGAAUGAAUCCGAAGCCACUGGUGUUAGGGACAGGAGAGACUCUGGGGUGGGAGCAUCACUCACAAGGCCAAGCAGGCAAUUGCGAUGGCAUAGUUUCCAAAUCUCUCACCGCCUGAGCCGCUCCAUUGCAUCACUUCACAUCAGCAACCAGUCAGCAGCCCAGCUGAAUCUACUGCAAAAAUUCUCUCUGCUUCGUCUCACUGCCAUCAUGGAAAAGUACUCCAUGUCAAACAAACAUGGCUGGACCUGGUCUGUGCCAAAGUUCAUGAAGAGGAUGAAAGUCCCUGACUACAAGGACAAGAAUGUCUUUGGUGUGCCCCUGAUAGUUCAUGUCCAGAGAACGGGGCAGCCUCUUCCCCAGAGCAUUCAACAAGCCCUGCGCUACCUUCGGAGCAACUGUCUAGACCAGGUGGGCCUGUUUCGGAAAUCUGGAGUGAAAUCCCGAAUCCAGGCCCUGCGUCAGAUGAACGAGAGCUCCCCAGAAAACGUCAGCUAUGAGGACCAGUCAGCCUACGAUGUGGCUGACAUGGUCAAGCAAUUCUUCAGGGACUUGCCAGAGCCUCUCCUCACAAGUAAACUAGGAGAGACUUUUCUGCACAUCUAUCAAUAUGUCCCCAAGGAGCAGCGGCUGCAGGCAGUGCAGGCAGCCAUCAUGCUCAUGGCUGAUGAGAACAGGGAGGUUCUGCAGACUCUGCUCUGCUUCCUCAGCGACGUCACCUCCGUGGAGGAAAAUCAGAUGACUCCCAUGAACAUCGCUGUUUGUCUGGCCCCUUCCCUCUUCCAUCUCAAUAUAGUGAAGAAAGAAAGCUCCCCAAGAGUAAUACAGAAAAAAUAUGCAACAGGGAAGCCAGAUCAGAAGGACCUCAGUGAAAACCUGGCAGCUACUCAGGGACUUGCUCACAUGAUAAUGGAAUGCAACAAACUUUUUGAGGUCCCACACGAGAUGAUCACCCAAUCCCGAAACUCCUAUGUUGAUGCAGAAGUGCAUUCUCCUACCCUGGAUGAGCUUGGGAAACAAGUGGAUGAGGAAGGAGGGAACUAUCAGAUGUACCUGGAAACUCUCAUGCAGAAUCUCCAGAAAGAAGCAAAAGAGAAAUUCAAAGGAUGGGUCACAUGCUCCAGUGUAGAGAACGCAGAACUCGCCUACAAAAAGGUUGGGGAUGGGAACCCACUAAGGCUUUGGAAAGCCUCAGUUGAAGUUGAAGCCCCCCCUUCAGUUGUCCUGAACCGAGUGCUGAGGGAACGUCAUCUCUGGGACGAGGACUUCUUGCAGUGGAAGGUGGUGGAGAGCCUGGACAAGCAGACAGAAGUUUACCAGUAUGUUUUGAACAGCAUGGCUCCUCACCCAGUCCGAGACUUUGUCAUUCUCAGGACAUGGAGGACAGAUCUGCCCAAGGGGAUGUGCAUGCUGGUUGCCACCUCUGUGGAGCAUGAAGAGGCUCCUCUCAUGGGAGCUGUGCGAGCCAUCGUAAUGGACUCCCAGUACUUGAUAGAGCCCUGUGGCUCAGGAAAAGCCAGGCUGACCCACAUCUGCAGGAUUGACCUAAAAGGACAUUCCCCAGAGUGGUACAACAAAGGCUUUGGACAUCUGUGUGCAGCAGAAGUUGCCAGGAUCAGAAACUCAUUUCAACCUCUGAUUGCUGAGGGACCAGAAACAAAAAUCUGAGGAAGUAUUCCUGGAAGCAUGUGAGCAUAAAUCAGGUCUGGCAGGGAACAGGUAUACUGAAGGCAAAGGUCUUAUUUAAGCUGCAGAAAUCUGACCAGACCAGGGGUCUGCACAAAGCUGAAAAAGGAAUUUUAUAGGAAAGUUCUUUUAUUCUGGAGACUUCAUCUUCCCCCCCUCCCCCAUAUCCACUCUGUAUUAAUUUUGAUUAUUGAACUAAAGAUUUCUUCAGAGAGCUUUUAUUACUUUAAAAACAGAUUAUUGCCAUUACUUGUACGUUAUGUAACUCUGUUAUUUAAAGGCU